Molecule: messenger RNA, 2073 nt
Organism: Nothoprocta perdicaria
Lineage: Eukaryota; Metazoa; Chordata; Aves; Tinamiformes; Tinamidae
Product: collagen alpha-2(IX) chain
Exons: 32
Coding region: 1-2073 (690 amino acids)
Source: RefSeq, a predicted model, not a curated record
AUGGCCCGUUCCAAGCUCUCCUUCCUCCUCCUCCUCCUCCUCCAGGCCGCGGGGCUCAGCCUGGCCCAGCUCCGAGGGCCACCAGGAGAGCCCGGCCCGCGCGGGCCCCCCGGUCCGCCUGGAGUGCCCGGAGCUGAUGGCAUUGACGGUGACAAAGGCUCGCCCGGAGCCGCCGGGCCCCCGGGUGCCAAGGGGGAUCCCGGAGCGCCCGGUCCGGACGGGCCCGCGGGGAAGCCGGGCAUCGACGGCCUGACGGGAGCAAAAGGGGAACCGGGGCCCAUUGGCGGGCCGGGAGUUAAAGGCCAGCCUGGACUCCCAGGGCCGCCGGGGCUCCCCGGCCCCUCGCUGCCAGGACCCCCCGGGCUUCCAGGCCAGGUCGGACUGCCGGGGGAGAUCGGAGCGCCGGGACCCAAGGGUGACCCUGGACCCGACGGCCCACGGGGUCCCCCAGGGCCCCCCGGGAAACCUGGUCCUCCCGGACACAUCCAGGGGCUGGAAGGCAGCGCUGACUUCUUGUGUCCGACCAACUGCCCGCCGGGUCCCAAGGGUCCCCAAGGACUGCAGGGGCUGAAGGGACACAGGGGCCGUCCCGGUGCCCUCGGCGAGCCCGGCAGGCAGGGCCGGCAGGGCCCCAAGGGCGACGUCGGCGCCUCCGGAGAGCAAGGCAUCCCGGGCCCUCCGGGACCGCAGGGCCCGAGGGGCUACCCCGGCGUGGCGGGACCCAAGGGCGAGACGGGUCCCGCCGGCUACAAAGGGAUGGUCGGGAGCGUCGGAGCCGCAGGGCGGCCGGGCAGGGAAGGCCCCAAGGGACCUCCCGGGGAGCCGGGCGAGAAGGGAGAGCUGGGUGGCCGCGGCAUCCGGGGUCCCCAAGGAGACAUCGGUCCCAAAGGGGAGAACGGUCUCCCGGGCAUCGACGGCAAGGACGGCACGCCGGGAAUCCCGGGUGUGAAGGGCAGCGCGGGGCAGGCAGGACGCCCGGGGCCUCCGGGCCACCGGGGACAAGCCGGCUUGCCCGGCCAGCCGGGGAGCAAAGGUGGCCCCGGAGACAAGGGGGAACCUGGGCCUCGAGGGCAGCCAGGAGUCACCGGAGCCCCCGGGCAACUUGGUGAGCCAGGACCUCGGGGCGAGCGAGGACCGCAGGGCGUCCCCGGGCCGAAGGGCGACCGGGGCGAGCGGGGCCUCGUGGGCCCCCCCGGGGAGCAGGGCAGAGCGGGUGCUAAAGGGGAGCAGGGGCCUCCAGGAAUCCCGGGACCCCAAGGCUUGCCGGGAGUCAAAGGAGACAAGGGCUCCCCAGGGAAAACCGGUCCCAAGGGCAGCAUUGGAGACCCGGGCGUCCACGGCCUCUCGGGGGUGAAGGGCGAGAAGGGAGAAUCGGGAGAGCCAGGGCCAAAGGGACAGCAAGGCAUCCGCGGCGAGCUCGGCUUCCCCGGCCCCACGGGCGACGCGGGCGCCCCGGGCGCCAGGGGCUACCCGGGCCCGCCCGGCCCGCGAGGACUUGUCGGGGAGCGCGGCGUGCCCGGCAUGCCCGGCGAGCGCGGCGCAGCCGGCCGCGACGCGGGUGACCAGCACAUCGUGGACGUGGUGCUGAAGAUGCUGCAAGAGCAGCUGGCCGAGGUGGCGGUGAGCGCCAAGCGCGCGGCGCUGGGCGGCGCGGGGGCCAUGGGGCCGCCCGGGCCCCCCGGCCCCCCGGGACCUCCGGGCGAGCAGGGACCGCACGGACCCAUGGGGCCCCGCGGCGUCCCGGGCAUCCUGGGCGCCGCCGGGCAGAUCGGCAACACGGGACCUAAAGGGAAGCGUGGGGAGAAGGGCGAGCGUGGCGAAACCGGCCGGGGCCACCCAGGAAUGCCGGGCCCGCCGGGCAUCCCAGGCCUCCCCGGCAUCCCCGGGCACGCGCUGGACGGCAAGGCGGGCGAGCGGGGCCCGCCGGGCGCCCCCGGCGAGGCGGGACGGCCGGGAUCGCCGGGGCCCGCUGGCAUCCCCGGCUUCUGCGAGCCGGCCGCGUGCCUGGGCGCCUCGGCGUACGCGUCGGCGCGCCUCGCCGAGCCGGGCGCCCUCAAGGGACCCGCGUACUGA